Messenger RNA from Prionailurus viverrinus (fishing cat), 3120 nucleotides. It is a transcript of the gene LITAF, whose product is annotated as lipopolysaccharide induced TNF factor. The transcript is spliced from 5 exons. Gene Ontology annotation, biological process: regulation of cytokine production. NCBI's taxonomy places the organism in Eukaryota, Metazoa, Chordata, Mammalia, Carnivora, Felidae. The coding region runs from base 1476 to 1961 and encodes 161 amino acids. The record is from RefSeq and is a predicted model, not a curated record. Gene Ontology annotation, molecular function: zinc ion binding.
UGAGCCGAAGCCGGACUCUCAACCGACUGAGCCACCCGGGCGCCCCAUGUGGGUUUUUGUGUUUGUUGGAAGGGGCGCUUAAGAACAAUAGCAGGUCGGUAAUAGCAGCUCUGAACCCCCGAAGCCUUCCUUUGUGCCGGCACCUUGCCACGCUGCUUCCCUUCGUGACUUCUUCUCACUGUCAUGGCCACAUUGGGAGCUGGCAGGACAGCUGAGAGAGCGGGGGAGUCUGCAGGGAGGGGCCGGCUGAGGCCUUGCUCCUGGGAAGGAGCCAACAAGGAAACUUUGGCCCAGGCCUCUUGCCGGACUCAAGGCAUCACCACUGCUCCGUUUCCUCAAACCGCCCACCAGCCCCCCCAACCCACCCCUGAGCCCUGGUCAGACCCUCUGGAGGUGGGGCAGUUCCAGGCUUCCCCGGACCCACAAGCCCAGCCCCCGGCCUGCCCAUCUCCUUCUGGACGGAGGAGAAACCAGCCUUGAACCAAGUUCUGCAGUUGAGGUCAGGCGCCCCGGAGCUGAUGGACGAAAACUCGUGCUCAGGUUCAAAUCCACAAAACGCAGAAAGAGCCCAGCGAUGGUGAAAGUCGCAGACAAGGACGUCCCUUUGAAAGCCAGGUGGCCCAGCUGCUGGAACCUCUCCGGACCUCAAUCUCCCCAUCUCGAGAAUAUAAGGGUUUUCGCAAGGAGACAAUGAGAUGGCGAACGUACGAAUGCUUUGCCCAGGGCCUUGCAGCCAGCGGGGGCACAGUUGGUGUUUCCCAUCACCACCACCACCGCCGCCACGGGCAAGCUUCUCAUUUCCCCAUCUGCGUGUCUCAGCAGUAAGGCUCGCUACUCCAAAGGGCUUCUUCAAGGAUGCGUCAUGUGAUGUGUGCAGCAACCAUGUUUUGAAAAUGGAAAAGGUGUUAUGGAAACAUUAGUUACCAGAACUUGUUGUUAUGCAUAGCACAAACCAGCCAGUGGAGGCUAUUUCUGGCUACCGAGUUCCUUCUUUGAAGAUUAGCUUUUUUAAACAAGCGAUUUGUAUGUGUCCUGUAAAUAUCAGAAAAAUGGCCGGGAACAAAAGGAGACAAAGAAUCCCUACUCAGAGGCUCCCGUUGGCGGUGUUCUUUAUCCUUGAGAAAGUGUCAAGGCAUUUUCCCAGGGUGUGUGUGUGUGUGUGUAUCUUUUCCCCCCUCUUUUAACAUCAACAAAAAAAUGGGAUCGUUCUCUGCAUUCUCCAAGCAGCUCGUUCUUCUCUCCUGGCUGCUGUCAUUUCUGAUGUCUCAGAGCACAGCCUGAGGGCGGCUCUCCCUUUCUGUCCGCCCGUGUGAUUCCGGGGUAUCGGCGCAUGUGUCUUCACGGCCCGGAUCUCGUGCCGAGACUUUUUGGGUUGAGCACAACAGCAGACUCUUCAGUGGGAACAGAAACAACCACAGAUGUCGUGAAAAGCCAUGUGGCCCCCUUUGGCUGUGUCCUAACAGGGCAUAGAUAACAUGUCUGUUCCGGGAUCCUAUCAGGCGGCCGCGGGGCCUUCCUCAGUGCCGUCCGCACCCCCGUCCUAUGAAGAGACAGUGGCGGUUAACAGUUACUUCCCCGUGCCUCCUGCACCUGUGCCAGGGCCGACCACGGGGCUGGUGACGGGCCCAGACGGGAAGGGCAUGAACCCCCCCGCGUACUACACCCAGCCAGUGCCCGUCCCCAACGCCAACGCAAUUGCUGUGCAGACCGUCUACGUGCAGCAGCCAGUGUCCUUUUUCGACCGUCCAGUCCAGAUGUGCUGUCCUUCGUGCAACAAGAUGAUCGUGACCCAGCUGUCCUAUAACGCCGGUGCCCUCACCUGGCUCUCCUGCGGGAGCUUGUGCCUGCUGGGGUGCGUGGCAGGCUGCUGCUUCAUUCCCUUCUGCGUGGACGCCCUACAGGACGUGGACCACUACUGCCCCAACUGCAAAGCUCUCCUGGGGACCUACAAGCGCUUGUAGGACUCGGCCAGACUCGGAGGGAGCCGCGCGCCGCAGGAAGUGCUCUCCGACUCCUACCCAGUCCCGCCCCUGGUGGGGGUUCCACUUUGCCGGCCUCGUCUCCCCAGGGGCUUCACCUUCGUGUCUUCUUUUGGGGGCAAAAAAAUACAUCGCCAACGCACCCCACCUCCAGAACCCCAGACGUUGCUGCUUGGCGUCGUGCACAGGACACGCAAAGACGUUCACCUUGAGUGCUGGUUCAAGGGCCUCCCGCCUACCGUGACCCCAAGUCACCCCGUCCAACCGUGACCGUUGCCCCGUCCAAGUAUCUUCUGGUGAUUGGCCGGUGGCCGGCUGCCUCGGGGCCCUUUUCUUGCCUCGGGGGCCUUUCCGGGGGACAGUCUCAAACCGAGAAGCCGCACGUUGCCUUAUUUUUUGAGACCGUUCUGGCCCAGAUACCGAAUACGGCUGACCCAGCCUUUUGAGUGCUUGCCUUCAGGCUCAUCUGUGUCCCCCCCCCCCCCCACUGCCCCCCUUGUGGGCGACAAAAAAUCUUGCCUUAUAAACUAAGGGCUUGGCUCUCAGAGUCUGUAACGGCGGGCUUUUCAUUAGCACACCGAUUCACUUUAAUUUCUUCAUUCCUUCUUAAGUGCAAGGAAGACCUACUCACACCCACCAGACACACAUCCGUGAAAUGGGGUCCCCAGUGGUUAGAAAGGCCAAGGAAGAGCAGUUUGAGCACAUCCCGGUACCACGGUGCUGGAGAGCUUGGGGACCUGACUGUUGCAAGGGAAUCUAAAUUCUGAUUUUAUUUUUCAGAGAUACAGUUUGUUGUAGGACGUCGGAAGACAUGAUUUCUGGGACUCAGUCGGCAAACCAGAGUUCUCGGUUGGCUGUUGUGUCAUCUUCGAAAUCAAGAUAAAGCUGGGGUCCGGCUUUCAAGAGUCCCCGUUUUGAUACUGAAUAUGCACAGGGCGUGCAUGUGAAUGAUAUGUAGAAAUCAAGCCCAGGGCUUGAACAAAAAUCUGUAUAUUGGCUGAAAAUCCUAGCUGUAACCAUUGAUUCAGCUUAUACAUUGGAUGUUCUGAAAGUAAUUAUUUUUGCAACGAUUUAUGGAUACUACAUAGUACUUUGGUGUUAUCUGCUUUUACAAAAUAAAGUCUUUGGUUUACUCAUUGAA